Messenger RNA from Anolis sagrei ordinatus, 3316 nucleotides. It is a transcript of the gene SLC41A1, whose product is annotated as solute carrier family 41 member 1. Gene Ontology annotation, biological process: monoatomic cation transport. NCBI's taxonomy places the organism in Eukaryota, Metazoa, Chordata, Lepidosauria, Squamata, Anolidae. Gene Ontology annotation, molecular function: monoatomic cation transmembrane transporter activity. Gene Ontology annotation, cellular component: plasma membrane. The record is from RefSeq and is a predicted model, not a curated record.
CCUCGCUCGGCUGGCAGCAGCGGCUUCUUAAUCCCCAGUCCGCUUUGCAAGUGGAAGAGAGAGGUCGGCGGAGGAGAGUGAGGGUCGGAGGCUGGCUGCACCUGCCGGAAACCGGUGAGAACAGCGUGAUCCCUGAAGAGUCCAUUGACAUUUUUUUUCCAGUGCUAGCAUUGAACGAGUUCACAGCGUAAGCCGGUCUGAAGUCUUCGUGUUGCUUUAAAUAAAACUCUUCAUUGCCGCAUGUAAGGUGAGAGAUCUCUUUUCUGAGAAGAAGGAGGGCUCUUGUCGCAGCAGCAACCAAGCAGUCUUUUAAGAAGCAUGAAAGGGGAGUUGAAGAAACUGAAGCCAAAAGCAAGACUUUAACCAAGCCCCUCAUAAUAAUUUGGAACACCAUCAAAGCACAGCAUUCUUGACAGGAUUAGAUCUUUCUGUUGUGGAGAAGAGAAGAAAUUACUUGGGGAAUUUUAUUUUUCAUUUCUGGAUAGACAGAACUAGCCGGAAAGCUAAAUUCAAAACCAUUUAUAUUAUUCUGCUUGUGUUUUUUAUAAAAAGUUAGAAUCCAAAGUUCUCUGGUUUUAAAGACUCUUAAUUUGCAAAGUGCCUUUAUGAAGAAACUUCCUCCUUCAACUCUUUAAAGCAGAUGAAUGAUUCCUGGCAAAUGCAGUAAGAGCUGGACUUGCAAUCCAAAGGGUACAAAUGUGGAAAGAUGAUGCUUCAGAGACUUACAAGCCAACAUUAAUAAGCAGAAUAUUUUGCACUGUGUAUUGAGUGCGCACCAAGGGUUCUUGCCUGGGGAGGAACUUCCAGGAAAGACCAACUAGAUUUAAUUUUCUCAAAACGCUUGUGGUUCCUUGGCUGGCUCUGUGGCUGGCAUUUCCAGUUCUGAAUUGUGCUUCAUGGGGGUUUUUGGAAGGGGAGCAGGUUUUGCAGCAAAGGACAACAUUGUGGAUCUGGGAGACUUGGAACCCAUAUGCCAACAGGCAGAUUAUCUGAAUCCAAGAAGGAAAGGCUUUUUCUCCAACAGUUGCCUUCUGUAGUGUAUUGAGGACUGGAACAAAACCACACAGCCUAGCAACAUGUCAUCCAAGCUGGAACAAAAGGAGACUCAUCACUCCAAUGGAGUCGUGCUGCCCAUUGUAGUUGGGCCUAUAGAUUGUCUCUCUAGCCCAGACAGAGAACAUCUGGUUGAAUCCUCAGAGUUUUUAGGAUCGGAAGAAGAAGUAGGAGUGGAGGUGAUAGUGAUAGAAUCCCGAGCCAAUGCCAAAGGGGUUUGUGAAGAGGAUGCUCUGCUGGAAAAUGGCAGUCAAACUACUGAGAGUGAUGAUACCAGCACAGAUCGGGGUCCAGAACCAGUUUCUUUACUCAAAGAGACAUCUUUUUCCAUUGGGCUACAAGUCCUUUUUCCUUUCCUGCUGGCAGGAUUCGGAACAGUAGCUGCUGGAAUGGUCCUGGACAUUGUGCAGCACUGGGAUGUCUUCAAGUACGUGACAGAAGUCUUCAUCUUGGUUCCAGCACUUCUGGGGUUGAAGGGCAACUUGGAGAUGACACUAGCCUCUCGACUUUCUACAGCUGCUAACAUUGGGCAAAUGGACAGUCGUAAAGAACUCUGGAAGAUGAUAACUGGGAACAUGGCUUUAAUACAGGUUCAAGCAACAGUGGUUGGUUUUUUGGCCUCAAUUGCUGCAGUAGUAUUUGGCUGGAUUCCAGAUGGACACUUCAGCAUGGGGCAUGCGGUUCUUCUUUGUGCCAGCAGUGUGGCCACUGCCUUUAUAGCCUCCCUCGUGCUGGGCAUGAUCAUGAUUGGUGUAAUAAUUGGCUCUCGAAAGAUGGGCAUCAAUCCUGACAAUGUGGCAACACCUAUCGCUGCCAGCCUCGGUGACCUCAUCACUCUUGCCCUGCUCUCUGGGAUCAGCUGGGGGUUGUAUAUAGAAUUGGAGGACAAACCCUAUGUGAAUCCCCUGGUGUGUGCCUUUUUCGUUGCACUACUCCCACUCUGGAUCAUCAUUGCAAGGAGGAAUCCAGCAGCCCGGGAGGUCCUAUACUCUGGUUGGGAGCCAGUCAUCAUUGCCAUGGCUAUUAGCAGUGUUGGUGGAUUGAUAUUGGGGAAAACUGUGUCAGAUCCAAAUUUUGCUGGAAUGGCAGUCUUUACUCCAGUUAUCAAUGGUGUGGGUGGCAACCUGGUAGCUGUCCAAGCAAGCCGCAUCUCCACUUACCUCCAUAUGAGCGGACUGCCGGGAGAGAGCUCAGAAAUAGUCGCCCGGAAAUGCCCAAGCCCUUGCAGCACUUUCUUCAGUUCAGAUGUGAAUUCCCGAUCUGCUCGGGUCCUCUUCCUCCUGGUAGUUCCUGGUCAUUUAGUUUUCCUUUACACCAUCAACUGCAUGAGGGCUGGUCACACAACACUCACCUUGAUCUUCAUAUUGUUCUACAUGACUGCAGCACUUUUGCAGGUUCUCAUCCUUCUUUACAUUGCUGACUGGAUGGUCCACUGGAUGUGGGGCAGAGGCCUAGACCCUGACAACUUUUCUAUACCAUAUUUGACGGCGCUGGGCGAUCUGCUUGGGACUGGUCUUCUGGCACUCAGCUUCCAUAUCCUCUGGCUCAUUGGGGACCGGGACACAGAUGUGGGGGACUAAAACCCUUCCUUCCUCAGCUUCUUCACCUUCCUGUAGGUUUCCUUCAGUGACAUUCCCUACCGACCCCAGCCCUAUUGCCAUCAUUUGUCUCUCUUUGGGACUUCAACUUUGCUAAUGGAUUCUCAUUAUUUUCAAUGGGAAUUUUAUGUAGUUUCUAUUUCAAGCCAAGUUUGUACAUAAAAGUAUAUAUAGUUUUAGGAAGGAUGAAAGAAAACAAAUGUGUAAAGACAAUCACCAAGUGCAAUUUCAUAAUGGUUAAUAUGUAGGAUACAAUAGAGAAUGAUUGCAUCAACAAUCUUUAAAGAAAUCACAUGUUCCUCAAUUUGCACCCCCUUUAAGGCACUACAUGUAAAUCUGUGUGUGUGGUUUUGUUUAUGCGUGAGAGAGAAUAUUUGAAAUGCAAUUCAGGUUCCUAAGGUGUUAAACGCAUCACAAGAAUUCCUCAUUUGUCACAUUUGGGUUCUGAAAUAGAUUAAAUGGUUUGGAUACUCACUCUUCUUUGAUCACAAACCAGACUUAGGAAAAAGACCAUAGCUAUUCGUAAAAAACAAAAUCAGUCACGAUGGCGGGGUGCAUUUUGUACUAAGUGGUUGAAUAGGAGUGCUUCUUUGGUCUUUGAAGUGAGGCAAUAAUAAUUACAGAUUAGCGCAUUGGUAGGAAAGAGAGGCUCAGUGGGUGCACCC